Messenger RNA from Entamoeba invadens IP1, 723 nucleotides. RefSeq lists its product as hypothetical. The record is from RefSeq and is a predicted model, not a curated record. NCBI's taxonomy places the organism in Eukaryota, Evosea, Mastigamoebida, Endamoebidae. Bases 1 to 723 code for a protein of 240 amino acids. The transcript has a single exon.
AUGUCAGAAGAACAAGACAAAGAUAAACUUCUCGAGAUAGUCCGUCGACAGCACGAUGUUCUUGUUAAAAUGAAAUCUGAUCGUGCUGAGAUGGAGUCCGAAUUAAAAAAAUUGAAAGACGAGAAUAUGGAAUUGUUAAUUGAAAAAGAGGAGAUGAAAGGAGACACGCAUUGGCGAGACGAGUCGUUGUCUUUACGAGACGAGUUAAAUGUUGUAGCUUCCGAGCUUGACAAGUAUCAAAAACAGAACUUGGUGUUACGUCGUGAGAACGACUCAUUGCGGAGUGGUGGAGAAGAAGCCGCUACACUCAAAACGACCAACGAAGGGUUGAAGAAAAAGAUUUCUGAGUAUGAGAGCCGCAUCUUAGCUCUUGUCAAAGUUGUCGAGCAGUGCAAAAACAAAGUCAAUUUGUCGAGUGAGCAGUGCAUGAGGUUAAAAGUUGAUAUCGACGAAGAACGUUUGAAGCGCGAGACCUUCAUGACAAAAGUAAAGGAAGCCUGCGAUAAAAAUAAAAUCGCUGUGGAGCCCGAGAGCAUUGCCUUGAAAAUGAACGAAAUGAAGAUGGAAGUCCAAAGGGCAAACAUUCUUGUCGAAGAGUAUAAGUCGCGGUACAACAGAGCUGUUGAGCGAAUGGCCGACAUGGAGAAUCAGAAAAUCACAAACCAGUCGUCUGGAGAGCACUUCGAGAUGAUUGAGGAUGACGCAGAAAAUGUUAUUGAAUAA